Messenger RNA from Solanum stenotomum, 1389 nucleotides. RefSeq names its product laccase-1. Gene Ontology annotation, molecular function: copper ion binding; oxidoreductase activity. The record is from RefSeq and is a predicted model, not a curated record. NCBI's taxonomy places the organism in Eukaryota, Viridiplantae, Streptophyta, Magnoliopsida, Solanales, Solanaceae.
AUGGGUAAUCGCGGUCAGUUAUUAGUAAUUGGACUACUAACCCUAGCAAUUUUCUUGGUUAAGCUAUCUUCAUCCUCCCAAAUUGUUAGGCGUUUUUCAUACAACAUAGAAAGAAAGAACGUAAGACGUUUAUGUCAUACGAAAAGAUUGCUAACAGUGAAUGGCAAGUAUCCAGGACCAACCAUUUUCGUUCAUGAAGGCGAUAAUCAUGUGGAGGUUAAAGUCACUAACCAGAGUCCCUGGAACACUACUAUCCACUGGCAUGGGGUACGGCAGCUAAGAAGUGGUUGGGCAGAUGGACCAGCAUACAUAACUCAAUUUGUAAGUUACACUUACAAAUUCACAAUUAUUAACCAAAGGGGAACCUUAUGGUGGCAUGCUCAUCUUUCCUGGCAACGCGCCACUGUCUAUGGUGCUUUUAUUAUAUACCCUCGAACAAGGCCUUAUCCAUUUUCAGCUUCAACAGAAGCUGAAAUCCCCAUAAUCUUUGGUGAGUGGUGGAAUGGAGAAAUUGAAGAUAUAGAAAAUGACAUGAAGUUAUAUGGAAGUGGUCCUAAUUCUUCUGAUGCUUAUACCAUAAAUGGCUUGCCAGGGCCCUCGUAUCCUUGUUCUAAUAAAGAUACAUUCAUUCAGACAAUUGAGAUAGGCAAAACAUACUUGCUUAGGAUCAUCAAUGCAGCACUAAACGAUGAACUCUUCUUCGCGGUGGCAAAUCAUACAUUAACAGUAGUCGAAAUUGAUGCUGUUUACACAAAACCCUUUACAACAAAAGCUAUAAUGAUCACCCCUGGACAGACAACCAAUGUCUUAAUCACUGCAAAUCAAAUCCCUGAUUCAACAGGAACGUUUGUCAUGGCGGCUAGGCCUUAUCUUACUUCAGUCUUCCCAUUUGACAAUUCCACUACAAUUGGUUUCCUUAAAUACAAAAUUUUCCCUGAACGGCCUCCCCAUCCUUUUAACUACACAGGGGUGGAUCCAUUAUCCGAAAACCUGAAUACUGAAUUUAGUACUAGGAUCUUAGUCGUGCCAUAUGGCACGAGACUAGAGAUUGUGUUUCAAGACACGAACUUUCUGAAUCAAGAAAAUCAUCCAAUUCAUGUACAUGGUCAUAAUUUCUUCAUUGUGGGCAGGGGAUUUGGAAAUUAUGAUGUUGAUCGCGAUACGAAAAAUUAUAAUGUUGUUGAUCCACCUGAGAGGAACACAGUUGGUGUUCCUGUUGGAGGGUGGGCUGCAAUAAGGGUAAUAACUGAUAAUCCAGGAGUUUGGUUUAUACAUUGUCACUUGGAGGAACAUACUUCAUGGGGUCUUGCUAUGGGACUGAUUGUUCAAAGUGGUCAACAUCCUUCUCAGUGUUUGCUUCCUCCUCCUCAUGAUUUUCCUGCAUGUUGA